Zingiber officinale is the source of this 2055-nucleotide messenger RNA. Its product is annotated as pentatricopeptide repeat-containing protein At5g59600-like. Gene Ontology annotation, molecular function: protein binding; RNA binding. NCBI's taxonomy places the organism in Eukaryota, Viridiplantae, Streptophyta, Magnoliopsida, Zingiberales, Zingiberaceae. Gene Ontology annotation, biological process: RNA modification. The transcript has a single exon. The record is from RefSeq and is a predicted model, not a curated record. Bases 453 to 1838 code for a protein of 461 amino acids.
GAUCGGUAGGGCUGCCUUUGCUGUCUUUUUAUUUUAUUUUAUUCUUUUCUUUUACUGGAAGGGCAUGGAAGGGCACGUGUCCAUUGUCGGAAGAUAUUUUCAAACUCGGAAGUUAGGCUAUGCAAAACGUGGCGCGGUGCAGUUACUGGCAGGAACGUGUACGCGAAAGAUGGGCAUCGAUUGCGACGCCGUGAGACAAAUACCCGAACAAUAAUGGCGAAGAUCUUUUGAUUGAAAGCGAGGUGGUUGGCGGAGAAAGAAGGGAAGAGCGGGACCACGUGGGUUGGCUGCGGUUUCGGUGCUGGUACAAAUGGGGUUAAGGAGACGUUGAUAUUGAAAAUGGAUUGGGUCGAACAUGGUCUCGACUUGCCGGGCUAAGCCUGGCCCACUCUUCUAUCACAAUCCAUGUAUAAAACUAUGUAGUAGAAGGCCUUUCUGCCUGUUGCCUCCGAAUGGGUAAGACAAAUCUCAGCCACUGGAUCGCACUCAUCCACGGCUCCUCCCGCCAAGCCCUCCACCGCCGCACCCUCCAACUCUUCCGACAGAUGCUCCAUCAAGGCUUCGCUCCCGACCGUUACGUCCUCCCCACCAUCCUCCGGGCUUGCGCCCGCAUUCCCGACUCAAACACCGGCCGAGCUCUCCACGCCGUCGCCAUCCGCUCCUCCCUCCACCACGACGCCUUCGUCCGCAGUGCCCUCAUCGACAUGUACUGCAAGUGCAGCCAUGUUCCCGACGCCCGACGCCUGUUCGACGCAACGCUCGACACGGACCUGGUCAUCUGGAACGCCAUCGUCUCCGGCUACGCUCACUUUAUCGCGGCAGAAGCCGCGCUUGUUCUCGCCGUCAAGAUGCCGUCUUUGGGGUUAAAACCCGAUCUUGUCACGUGGAACGCCCUCAUCUCCGGAUUCGCUCACCAGGGCGAGAAUGAAAUGGCCACGGAGUUGUUGAGAUCGAUGCAGUCGGAUGGGAUCGAGCCCGACGUGUUCUCCUGGACCUCCAUCAUCUCCGGCUUUGUGUUCAAUUUCAAAUACGAUAAAGCCUUUGAGAUCUUUAUCCAUAUGGUGAAGAUUGCAAGACUCCGGCCGAGCUCGAUCACCAUCAGUAACCUCUUGCCAGCUUGUGCCAAUGCAGCGGAUUUGCGCCGCGGGAAACAGAUUCACGGCUUCGCUCUGGUUGCAGGAAUUGCAGAGGAUUUGUAUGUUGGUAGCGCGCUGAUUGACAUGUAUACCAAAUGCGGCCUCGCUCACGAAGCGCACAAGGUGUUCGAUGAUAUGCCGGAAAGAAGCACGGUUUCAUGGAAUUCUAUGAUAUUUGGCUACGCUAAUCAAGGCUACUGCAAGGAAGCAAUCGAGCUCUUCUAUCGAAUGGGAAGCACAGGAGAGAGACCCGAUCAUCUUUCAUUUACGGCCGCGCUGUCGGCUUGUAGUCAUGGCGGAAUGGUCGAGCUCGGUAAGGGAUUGUUCCACUCAAUGCAGGCGAAGCACAGGAUCGAGCCAAGGAUGGAGCACUAUGCUUGCAUGGUGGACAUGCUGGGGAGAGCAGGCGAGCUCACAGAGGCCUGCGAUUUGAUCGCAGAGAUGCCCAUGGAGCCUGACGCUUUCGUAUGGGGAGCAUUGCUUGCGGCAAGUCGGAGCCACAGCAAUAUCGAGCUCGCAAAGUUGGCAGCUUCGCAUCUGCUUAAGCUCGAGCCAGAGAGCGCAGGGAGCUGUCUGCUGCUGUCAAAUGCUCUAGCAGACGCUGGGAGACAUAGAGAUGCUGUUCAGGUGAAGAAACUAAUCAAGAGAAGGAAAUUGAGAACGUUGUUGGGUCGCAGUUGGUUGGAAGUUGCAUCAGUGUGAUCAUGCCUUUUGUACCACCUAGGCACGCUCAAACAGAGCCGAUGCCAAUGGCUUCUGAAUUUGAAGAUUUCUAAAGAGGGACGGAGAUUUCAUGGCCAAUGCCAACCAGUGAUAAGCAUGCACAAGGAUGCCAGACAACAUCCAAACUGCAUGUAUUGCUUGAUUAGGAAUUGUAAAGUAGCUUGUUCAUAAGUAGCAAUGAUCAGGAGAACCACAA